This is a messenger RNA of Malaya genurostris, 1331 nucleotides long. RefSeq names its product clavesin-2-like. Gene Ontology annotation, molecular function: phosphatidylinositol bisphosphate binding. The coding region runs from base 157 to 1110 and encodes 317 amino acids. The transcript is spliced from 2 exons. The record is from RefSeq and is a predicted model, not a curated record. Lineage: Eukaryota; Metazoa; Arthropoda; Insecta; Diptera; Culicidae. Gene Ontology annotation, cellular component: membrane.
CGCAGCAACCUCCAACCAGUCUUCCGGUGUGUGCGCGAAUCGAAGGCAAUCAAUAAACUGUUUGCCAAUUAAACUGGCUCAACGUUGUAAGUUGGCCGCUGGGGCACGUUUUAGUCACACUCUGGCUUUCGUUAGCACACGUUUAAUCAUCGAAAUAUGAGCAAUAACAGUAAUAGCGAAUAUUGUUUCACACUUCCGGAUCAGUUUAAAACGUUGGCCCGGGAAGAGUUACGCGAAAGUGAUGAAAUUCGUAGCCAGUCACUGGCGCAGAUGCGCGAUUGGAUUGCGAAAAAUCCAGCCAUAAAACAUUGCCGCUCGGACCCGUUGUUUUUGCUGCGGUUUCUGCGUGCUCGUAAGUACAAUCACGUGGCGGCCUGUGAAAAUUUAGAACGUUAUCUGGUAAUUAGACAACAUUAUGCGGACUGGUUUCGGAAGCUGGAUGCUGCCGAAACAUGGGUGGACGAAAUGAUCGAUGAUUGGCCCAUCCUGCCGCUGGGAUACGACAAAGCCGGACGUUUGCUGAUAAUGGUGAAAAUGGGAAACUUAGAUUUCAACAAGUUCGGCAACGUGGAACUGAUUCGACUGAUGAUGAUGAUACUGGAAAGCUAUUAUGAAGAGGAGCAGGUACAAAUCACGGGAAGUGUUUUUAUAUUCGAGAGCAUGGGAUUUACGAUGAGUCAUUUGGCUCAAUGGCCACUAUCGGAUAUUAAAAAUUUCAUUAAUUGUGUGAACCAUACAUUUCCGCUGCGGAUCAAGGAAGUACACACGGUAAAUCUGCCCCAGUUUGCGAUCGUUGUUGCCCAGCUGACUGUCAGUUUUGCUAGUGCUAAACUGAAGAAACGAAUCCACUGUUACCAAACGAUAGAUGAUCUUAUAGGGCAUGUGGAACUGAGCAAACUACCUAAAGAAUAUGGUGGUGAAAUUCCGAUCAGAGAGUUUAAACAAAAUCUAAGAUCCUUGCUGACCAAGCAUCGGGAUGCCGUUUUGGGUUUGGAUCAGAUGGAAGUGGACAUGGUGAAAAGCUCGAUUCUGAAGAAGGAUACUAUUUGCAGAGACUUGGAGAAUGAUUUCGGUGUAGUCGGUAGUUUCCGAAAAUUGACCGUUGAUUAAAUUGUGUAUCACAUCAUAUACUAUUACAAUGUAGUAUGGAGCAGAAAGAACAGAAAUGCUUCAUUCCUUCAUCGGUCUUCAACUCGUUUUACAGCUGGCAAAUUUCGAUACAUUCAAACAGAUAACAAUCAAAGUUUUCGAAUAAGUAAAUUUUAGAAUAAAACGUAAACUAUACCAAAUGCACAUGCAAAUAUCAUCCUUUUCAAUAGUGUGGAAUUAAA